Penicillium maclennaniae is the source of this 2226-nucleotide messenger RNA. Its product is annotated as RNA lariat debranching enzyme. The record is from RefSeq and is a predicted model, not a curated record. Gene Ontology annotation, molecular function: RNA lariat debranching enzyme activity. Bases 1 to 2226 code for a protein of 741 amino acids. Lineage: Eukaryota; Fungi; Ascomycota; Eurotiomycetes; Eurotiales; Aspergillaceae. Gene Ontology annotation, cellular component: nucleus. Gene Ontology annotation, biological process: mRNA splicing, via spliceosome. The transcript is spliced from 4 exons.
AUGGCUGAACCUUACCCACCCCGCUUCGCGGUCGUCGGGUGUGUACAUGGCUCACUCAACCAAAUAUAUGCUGAUGUCAAGGCUGAGUGUGAGAAGCGAGGCUGGGACACUGUCGAUGCUGUCAUCCUAGGCGGUGAUACUCAGACUCUGCGCAACUGCAAUGAUGCGACAUGCAUCAAAAUGCCUGACAAGUACAAGAAACUUGGUGACUUCGCUCAUUACUACUCUGGCCAGCUCACAGCUCCGUACCUUACCAUCUUUGUGGGCGGAAAUCACGAGGCAAGCAACUACCUCCGCGAGCUCCACUACGGCGGCUGGGCAUGCCCCAACAUCUACUUCCUGGGAGCCGCCAACGUCAUCCGUCUAGGUCCCGUGCGAAUCUCUGGAAUGUCUGGUAUUUGGAAAGGCUACGAUUAUCGUAAGCCUCACUCCGAGCGCCUCCCAUACAACAACGAUGAUCGUGGUAGCAUCUACCAUGUCCGGGAGAUUGACAUCCGCAAGCUGCUCCAGGUCCGUACCCAAGUGGAUGUUGGUCUGAGUCAUGACUGGAUUCGUGGUAUCGAGAAAUUUGGUGAUUCCAAAAGCCUCUUCCGAAGAAAGCCCUUCCUCCGCGAGGAUUCAAUCACAGGAAAAUUAGGCAACAACGCUGCUCUUCAAGUCGUGGAACGUCUCAGGCCUCGGUACUGGCUGUCAGCCCAUUUGCAUGUUCAAUUCGCCGCCACCAUGCCUCAUGAUGGCGUGACCUUACAGAAGACUGAUCCUACUCCUGGCGAGCCCGUUGAGUGGGCUGUUGUCGACGUCGCUGAUUCGUCUACAACACACGUCCCAUCUACCUUGGCUCACUCUUCUGCUUUUACGGAUCUGGAUGGCAACUUGAACACGAAGGUUCUGCACCCAGACAAUUUGGGUCUCGAUGCGACCUCAACUGCUCCCAAUGCUGAAAUGAAAGCCAAAUCCUCAGCCAUCGGUAACGAGGCAGAGCGCCUUGCUGGUUGGAACAAUUUCCAGCCAAUGGCUUGCAAGGCAGAGGUUGAUGCAACGCUCAAACUGCGCGAGGAACUUCAACAAGCCGGAUCUCGAACUAUGAAAGCUCCCGAGACCCAGUGGAAGCGUGUGACAUUUCAUAACGGUGACCGCCGAGUCGAUCCUGCCGUUCGCAUGGAUGCUCCCUCGCCGACAAAAAAGCUUAAAGUCGAGAACGAAGAAGAAAUCCAUUUGGAGUCUAGUGAUGAUGAUCGUGACGCCGUCGGUGAUGAUAAUACCAUUCGCAUGGACACUUCCUUGCUGUCAGAGAGACUUAAGGUGCAGAACGAAGAGGAGAUUGACCUGGGAUCUAGCGAUGACGAUCUUGAGACAGCAGUCCCCCAAAAAACGCUUGAAUUGCGUCAAGAUGCCAAGGUUCAGAACAACGAGGAGAUCAGUCUGGAGUCGAGUAAUGAGAGCAUGUCAUCUGCACCUCGGAAGACUCCUCAGGGUGUCUCCACGUUGGCCCAUGCUGAUCUGAACAUGGAGCCUGUGGGUUUGUCUGAGAUUACUGAUGGUACCACCGAGUCUCGAUCCGAAGUGGAUCAGACCUUACGGAACAGUCUCCCAGCUAGUCUUUCUCGUCCAAUCGCUUCCUCACCUCGAGAAGUCAAAAUGACUCACCCGCCGGCGAUUCAGAAUAGGUUCACUCGAUUCUUGGCCCUUGAUAAACCCAAUAACCGCGAUCCGUAUCUCCAGCUCGUGGAGAUCCAUCCCAUCUCGGAUCAGGGCUCUUUACAGUAUGAAAGACCUUACCAUCUGCAGUACGAUAAGGAAUGGCUCGCAAUCACGCGUGUCUUUGCCGGUGAUAUCCGCAUUGGCGAACCCACAGUUCCCGUCCCUGCGAAUCUCGGGGAGGAAGAGUACCUCCGCAGAAUUCUGGAGCAGGAGCAAUGGGUUGAAGAGAACCUUGUGCAGAAGGGUCUCAUGGAUGUUCCUUGCAAUUUCGAACAAAGCGCCCCGAAAUACGAUCCUUCGGUCCCGAUAACCACUUCAGAUCAACCGCUAGAGUAUAGCAACAUCCAAACCACGAAGUUCACGGAAUUGCUCCAGAUUCCCAACCCCUUUAAGAUUUCGGAGGAAGAGGCCAUUGCCAGACAUGAUGCCGGCCCUCGUCCUGUGAACUAUCGUUCUUUCGGUGGUGAUCGUGGCCCUGGCCACUUCUACACAUGGAUAUUCAAAACCAAUCUAGUUCAGCCUUGA